AUGCGCACAAAGACUAUCACUAAGACUACAUCUCUCCAGCCUUCUCUGAGUGAAGAUGAAGAUGGGGAGUGGAAUUGCGCCCUAUCAAAAGGUAUGCGCCGACGUCUCAAGGCAACUGGGCGCACUUCACCAUUGUCGGUCCGGUUACCAGUUCCCAAGAAUUCGGAGAAAAAACCCCGCACUCUUUUGUAUCUCCCUGACGACAGUCCCUCCGCACUGAAGGCGAAAUUCGGUGCAGCAUUGGCCCAAUUCCUACCGUCCGAAGGCAGUGCCUCGUUUGUCGCCCGUGUACUCUCCGAAUUACGUGCAAGAAUCCGACCGUCCGCUAAGAUUCUCUGCCUGGGUUUGGGUAACCCGGCUGUCGACUCAUCAAGUCUUCGUCAGCUGGCCUUUCUCACCGCUCUAGUGGAGGCCUCCGAUGGCAUUUUUGCACCCGCUAGGACUUUCAUCUAUGAUCCCGUCUUGAAAAUCACAUCUAGGGAUUUUAUUCGACGUCAGGGCUUUCGUGUCUUGUCCUCAAACUUAGAGGGUCACUAUCAUCUUCCCAGGGAUCAAUCUACGUUUGUCUUUCUUCCACAUUGCCCUCUCGCCUUGGCCGAGGGCCUAGUGUCCUGCAACUGGCACCGCGAAGUUCUCAAUCAGCUCACAUUUCUUUCCUGUCCUCUGAAACCGCGCAACGCCGACAACGAGGUCCCCCACCUUGCAUUUCUUCAGCCAUUCCGAAAUCGCGCCUCCCUGAAAACAGAACGCGACUUUGAAGGGCUUCGCCUAGAGUGGUUUUACCUUCCGCCUGAGGUGAAUCUCGUGCCUGCUAGCGCUUCUUCCCAGUCAACUAUUCCUUCAGGCGACCUCCUCACUUUUGACAACGUAUCGUCCUUCAUCGACGGUUGUGAUGCUCAAACAAUUGAUGGACUUGUUUAA
Messenger RNA from Mesocestoides corti, 921 nucleotides. The record is from the annotation of a GenBank genome assembly. NCBI's taxonomy places the organism in Eukaryota, Metazoa, Platyhelminthes, Cestoda, Cyclophyllidea, Mesocestoididae.